This is a messenger RNA of Sipha flava (yellow sugarcane aphid), 1959 nucleotides long. RefSeq names its product apolipoprotein D-like. Gene Ontology annotation, molecular function: pigment binding. NCBI's taxonomy places the organism in Eukaryota, Metazoa, Arthropoda, Insecta, Hemiptera, Aphididae. The transcript has 5 exons. Bases 776 to 1405 code for a protein of 209 amino acids. The record is from RefSeq and is a predicted model, not a curated record.
UAAAAACACUCAUCAUCAUAUAAAGUUACCAUUUAGCAGGUUUUUCACCCUUUCAUUGCAAUACAAUUAUCAGCUAUGAUAUUAUGUCAUUAUUCUUUGUAAUUAUACAUUACAUCCCGGGAGUACCUUAAUAGGUAUACAUAUAUUUUUAUAGUAUUACUGCUUACUAUUGUUAAGCAAUUGUUACAUACGUGUUAUGAGAUAUGAUUAAACUGUUUAUAUUCCCACCGUAAUUAAAAAAACUCUUACUAAUAAUACUUCGAUAGUGUGUGUGUGUGUAUGUGUAUCAGUUCUCACCAAAAACCACUGCUGUCGAGUAAGGCGAAAAGAACCAUAAUAAUAAUAUCUGAGAUAUCUGGCGAAAGUGUUAUAAAGUUUUUUUUUUUUUUUGGUUGAUGACCAGCUGAUGUAUAAUAUAAUAAUUUAAUGUUCGGGAGAACGUGUGUGGUAGGAGAAAUGUGUGCCAGAAAAACAGAGAAUGAUUAUAUUAUUGUAUUGUUCGUAACGUUGGCUCUGAGAACCUGUUCGCUCAGCUACAGGUAUACACCAUGUAAUACAGAAAAUACGUGAACAGGUGUAGGCAUUCCGAGCCCGCCGCGACACGGGUACAUACGAGAAAACACCGUGACUAAUUCCGUGCACACCGACCGACAGACACAUGGACCGAUGACCUUACCUACAUGUUUCUUAACGAACGGUUAGUGUUGUCUUAACGCGCGCGCGAGCCGUGCGUACACCAUUACACACCUUCCUAUUCUGUACGCGUAAUUGUCCAAUGGAUACAUCGUUUCUACCCGGUACGGUUCGCGCGAACAUGUGUCGAGUGUUGUUGAUUUUUAUUACGUUUACCGUGAUGCACCGCGCAAACUGUCAGAGUUUAGGGAAGUGCCCGAAAAAAGAGACGAUGAAGACGUUCGACCCGAAAUUGUUCGAAGGCCAGUGGUACGAAGUGGAAAAAACAUUUUACAUGAUGGAGAUGACUGCUAGUUGUACUGCAUUUAAUUUCACUUUGAGUCCCGACGGAAUGUCGUUCAAAGUUCAGAUUGGAACGAAAAAUAGGAUAACAGGAAAUCCCAAUAUAUUUUCUGGGGUAGCCACACUCGUGUCGAAAAAUAAAUCUGUGCUCAACUAUCGAGCCGAAAGUCGACUGCCCGGUCUGUUUUCCCGUAUGCUACCGACCACUGGUUUGUAUCACAUCAUAUAUUCGGAUUACAAUAACUACACAAUAUUGUGGUCGUGCACGAGUUUUGGACUUUUCCAUACAGAUAUUAUUUGGGUUUUGGGAAGAGAGCGAGAUCUCACGGCGACAUCUCGUGCCGAGCUCUACGGUUUAUUAUACGAACUGAACAUCAAUCCCGAUCGACUAAUAUUGACAAAACACGAAAAAUGUGACGAUUUUUUUUAAUUUAAAAUAUUUUAUUUAAAAAAAGUACAUAUAUUUGACUUUUAAUACAUAUUGAAUAUGCUAGUCAGUACAGUGAAAACUAAAGGAUUCAUGGCAGCCCUGCGUAUAUACUAUUCUAAACUUAUGCGUAGCGAUUUCAAUAGUUUAAAAACAACGUACGAAAUGUUAUUUUGUGUUCAAAAAAUUCUCAUAAUAAUACGAAUUAUUUGGUUUGCUAGUAAUUGCAGUAAAUUAUAUAAUGCAAUGUACCUAAAUAAGAAAUAAGAAUACAAUAGUUCAUUCUAGUAAUAUUCAUUUAACGAGCCGAAAACUUGGUCGUUUUUCAUGUAAAGCUAUAAAAGUACUAGAAAUCCGUGUUACUUAUAUUUAUUUUUAUAUUGUAACCUAUGUACCUAAUUUAAAUUGUAUAUAGUGUAUUGAGAAAGCGAAAUUGAGAUGGUUAUAAUCAUGUAACUAUAUUUAUGCUUAAAAUAUAUGCUUUCCUUUCUACUGUACAUUAAAUUUUUUUUUUAUUUCAUAGAUAUUUGAAUAAAGUAUUUUUCAAUAUUUUUCAA